Polypterus senegalus (gray bichir) is the source of this 2811-nucleotide messenger RNA. It is a transcript of the gene trim62.1, whose product is annotated as tripartite motif containing 62, tandem duplicate 1. The transcript is spliced from 6 exons. Bases 491 to 1951 code for a protein of 486 amino acids. Gene Ontology annotation, molecular function: zinc ion binding; protein binding. The record is from RefSeq and is a predicted model, not a curated record. Gene Ontology annotation, biological process: innate immune response; positive regulation of canonical NF-kappaB signal transduction. Lineage: Eukaryota; Metazoa; Chordata; Cladistia; Polypteriformes; Polypteridae.
AUAUCUGUUAAGAAGAGUGAAUGAGGUGCAGACGACGAAUGUAAUGCUUGCGUUCUGGAAUCUUUUUAAAAAUAAUUUUAGAACAUUUGCUGGACUGAAAAUCAGAGUUGCAUUGGCAGCAAGUAUUGCAGUAAGAAGUCACUUACUUAAGAUAGACGCUUCAAGCAUCGCUUGGAAACCUUCGGAGCCACGGCGACAGGCUGCCAAUUGCUUGUAUUCUCUGUUCUGUGGGCGACUGCUGCUGACAAAUCAGAGGUCGUAGCCUCUCUUCGCCUCAACAACCCACAAGUGACGGAGAAGAAAGACACCGUGGAUCGAACCGCAGGGACACGACGACAGAGCAGUGUGACAUCCUGCAAACGUAGACUCAGGACUUUAUUUCUUUGAAAAGGCUGCCUUCCUGCAUUGAUCCUGACCCUGUGAUAUAUUUACUUUGUUUAUCUGGGAAUGACCAUUUUGGAGGUGUCAAACCAACCCUCUAGAUAACUGGAUGCUCCGUGCUUGGUCACGACAGCCUUUUUCAAUGGCGUGCAGUCUAAAGGAUGAGUUGCUUUGCUCCAUCUGUCUGAGCAUUUAUCAGGACCCGGUGAGUUUUGGCUGCGAGCACUAUUUCUGCCGAAAGUGUAUCACGGAGCACUGGAGCAGGCAAGAGCCCCAUGGGGCACGAGACUGCCCCGAAUGCCGCAGGACUUUUGCUGACCCGCUACUCUCGCCAAGUCUCAAACUGUCAAACAUUGUUGAACGAUAUUCUGCCUUCCCGCUGGAUGCCAUUCUUAAUGCUCAGAGGACCACAUACCCUUGCAAGGACCAUGAGAAGGUGAAGCUCUUCUGCCUGAGUGAUAAGAGUUUAGUCUGCUUUUUCUGUGAUGAGCCCGCCCUGCAUGAACAGCAUCAGGUGACCAGCAUUGACGAGGCCUUCGACGAGAUUCAGAGGGAGAUGAAGGAACAGCUCGUUGCCCUGCAGGACAGUGAGGUGGGCCACACUGAAGCAUUGCAGCUGCUGCAAAGACAACUAACAGAAACAAAGUCCUCCGCCAAGAGCCUACGAGCAACCAUCGCUGAAGCCUUUGAACGUCUGCACCGUUUCCUGAGGGAACGCCAGAAGCAGAUGCUGGAAGAACUAGAGACCGACACGGCUCGGACGCUGAAUGAUAUAGAGCAGAAAAUCCAGCGCUAUAGCCAGCAGCUACGGGAUGUACAGGAGGGCAUUCAGAUUCUCCAAGAGAAACUGGGAGAAACUGACAAACAUGGCUUCCUUGAAGGUGUAGCCUUGACAUCCAAAAGGGUAAAAGGCAAAAUCCAUGAAACAAAUCUCACCUAUGAAGACUUCCCCACACCCAAGUACAUGGGCCCCCUGCAGUACACGAUCUGGAAGUCCCUGUACCAGGACAUCUCUCCAGUGCCUGCUGCGCUGACUCUGGAUCCCAUCACUGCCCACCAGAGGCUGAUAUUGUCUGAUGACUGUACCAUUGUGGCAUAUGGUAACCUGCACCCACAACCCCUCCAGGACUCUCCUCGCCGAUUUGAUGUUGAGGUGUCUGUCCUCGGCUCUGAAGGCUUCUCAGGGGGCAUCCAUUACUGGGAGGUGAUGGUAUCUGAGAAGACUCAGUGGAUGAUUGGUGUAGCUCAUGAAGCGGUGAGCCGGAAGGGCAGCAUCCAGAUACAGCCGAGUAGAGGCUUCUUCUGCAUUGUGAUGCAUGAUGGAAACCAGUACAGUGCCUGCACUGAGCCCUGGACCCGGCUAAAUGUGAAAAGCAAACUGGAGAAGGUGGGCGUCUUCUUGGACCAUGCCAAGGGCCUACUUAUCUUUUACAAUGCUGAUGACAUGUCCUGGUUGUACACUUUCCGGGAGAAAUUCCCUGGCAAGCUCUACCCAUACUUCAGCCCUGGGCAGAGUCAUGCCAACGGAAAGAAUGUUCAGCCGUUACGGAUUAACACAGUUCGACUUUAAAGAGAGUGCUGCUGGAGUCUUGGGGAUCCUGGGUUGUGGUUUUCUCUCUUGCUGCUGGGAAGGGUUUCUAGUCAUAUCUAAAUAUAAAUAUCUAUAUGUAUUUGUGUGUGUGUGUGUGUGUGUGUGUGUGUGUGUUUAGAAUUCAGGUUUAAAAGCAUGGACCUGUUUAAUUCUACUUGACCAGAUGGACUUGCUGAAUGGGGUGAUAGUGAGCAGAAACAAUGACAACAACUCUUCCUCUACUUGUGUGGUUCUACAAGCAGCAUCUUCCAGCUUUUCUUCUCAAGGAUGUCACAGGGCCACACACUUCAUGCAUUAAUCCCACAAAACACAUGUGCCUUCCUCCCGCAUGCUCUUCCGUGGGUCCGUGUCGAAUACAGCUGGAGGGCUGCUUGUCUGCGUUCUUACCACCUUCACUCCCAUCUCUUGCUCUUUGCACUCUGAGGUACCAUCUCGUUGCUUUGUACCUAUUUUGUUGCCGCGGUCUCCUCAGGCUCCGAACCAUUAAUUUGACUGCUGAACCCUUCGACCCUUUUUUCAAAAGAAGGUCCCAAAUUUUCCCAGAACACAAUGCUACUUGGUCUCUGCUUCACCACCAACUGUUGGUCUGGGUUGAUUUUCUUUUCUAAUAUAUCUGAUGGUGUUGCUGCUUUUUAUUGUGUCUGACUGGGGGAGUGGGGUGGUCCUGCUCGGCUGCUGAUUAGACCACGGCGUAGUCUUAAUACUGAUCUGAGUAGCACUUGAAGUGGUCAAGCGGGUCGAGCUGGAGAUGACAUACCCUCCUAUUCUCUUCUUGCACAACAUGACAGCUAAGACAAAAAAAAAUAUUUUCAUGGCAAAUAAAAGAAAUUAAAACAGGA